GAGGUUUAUCAUUUUCCGCGCACCAAAUCUGUGAGAGAGCGUUGUUUAGAUCGAUCGGGAAUGGUGGCGCGCUGCAUUGGUCCCUGUAGUGACAGCUAGAUCACAAGUAGCUGUGUGUAGCUCUAGAGCAGCAGUAUGAAAUUCGGGAAGCGGUUAGCUAGCCAGAUGGAGGAGACGCUACCCGAGUGGAGGGACAAGUUCCUGUCCUACAAGCAGCUCAAGAAGCGUCUCAAGCUCAUAUCGGCGCCGGAUUGCUUCACCCAGGCGGCGUUUGAAUCCGGCGGUACCAGCCCCGUUCGGGAGGAGAGCGGGACAUCUGCCGUGGAUGUUGCCGUGGACGAGCUCAAGAGAUCCGGAGGCGCUGCUGUUGCUGCCAUCAAGAGCGAAGGCCUUGAACACGCGGAGGAGCAGCCACAGCAGCAGCAGCAGCAGCAACAAGAAGAGUCCGAGUUCACAAGCUUGCUGGAAGUGGAGCUGGACAAGUUCAACACCUUCUUCAUGGAGAAGGAGGAGGAGUAUGUGAUCCGGCUACAGGAGUUGAAAGAUCGCAUCGAGAAGCUCAAGUCCAAGCCUGACGUGACGGGCCUCGAUCUGGAACAGCACGAGGAGCUCAUCCAGAUAAGGAAGGACAUUGUUACGUUCCAUGGCGAGAUGGUGCUGCUCUUUAACUACAGCUCGCUCAACUACACAGGCCUGGUGAAGAUCCUGAAAAAGUAUGACAAGCGCACGGGGAUGUCUCUCCGCUUGCCCUUCAUCCAGGGGGUGCUGCAACAGCCCUUUUUCACGACGGAGCUUCUGUCCAAGUUGGUGGAGGAGUGCGAGAGAAAUCUGCAAAGCAUCUUCCCAGCAGACGAACUCGCGGCCAUUACCAAGGCUCCCGAGCAGCCGGAGCUCACAACCGACGCCGAGGAAUGCGAUCCGGAGCAAGUGGAGGGCAUCUACAGGAGCACCAUGGCUGCGCUGCAAACCAUCAAGGACUUGCGCAAGGGAAGUUCCACCUACAGCGCCUUGUCCUUGCCACCGCUCGGCAACAGCGACUCGUGACAUAGACACAUAUAUAUCAUAUGAUACUCUCCACACCUUGUGUGUGUGUGUGUGUAUAACCAUCUUACAAUGUCGUCUAAUCUAGAGCAAGUUCUCAAAAGCCA
Molecule: messenger RNA, 1148 nt
Organism: Selaginella moellendorffii
Lineage: Eukaryota; Viridiplantae; Streptophyta; Lycopodiopsida; Selaginellales; Selaginellaceae
Product: SPX domain-containing protein 1
Exons: 3
Coding region: 136-1044 (302 amino acids)
Biological process (GO): cellular response to phosphate starvation
Source: RefSeq, a predicted model, not a curated record